This is a messenger RNA of Adelges cooleyi (spruce gall adelgid), 802 nucleotides long. RefSeq lists its product as uncharacterized. The record is from RefSeq and is a predicted model, not a curated record. NCBI's taxonomy places the organism in Eukaryota, Metazoa, Arthropoda, Insecta, Hemiptera, Adelgidae. The transcript is spliced from 5 exons. Bases 100 to 744 code for a protein of 214 amino acids.
UAUAAUGGGACCAAGAGUCAAUCGUUUUGUCGCUAAGUUGAAUUUUCAAUAACUACUCAUUAUUAAAUACUAUAUUUGUAACUAAACAGACACGUUAAAAUGUUUUAUAAAAUUGUUGUUUUAUUAACAUGUACGUCAAUGGUCAGCUGUGUUAAAAAAAUUGACUUGGAUGAGCAUGAUCAAGCUAUAUCAAAUGCUUUCAAUAAGACUAUUGAAUCUUUUAAUAGAAUUGAUCACAUUACGAUAAGACAAUUUUUACGAAUUAUCGGCAACGACCAAAUAAAUAGAGAUAUUUUGAAAACACAUUUCCGGAAAAAUCCACAUAUACAUAAAAAAAACAGGAACAUUAUAAAUGAAGGGUUAUUUUUCGAUCUAGUGUAUGCAGUUGGUCGUGAUCGUGGUGUUUCUACCAAAGAAUUGGCUUUAAAAAUUAUUAAACAAAUUGAAAAAACGGACGACUUUGCAGAAACUUUAAAAUGUGAAGAAACUUUAGAUGAAGAAGUUUUAGAUGAAGCUGAACCAUCUUCUACCUUUUAUAACUGCAAAAAAUCAACAUUGGAUCGUGUUGCAGACCACCAUCAAUUAGAUAGCUGUGGCCGUAUUUGUCUGGUUGGCCUCAAGUACUCAGAGGGAAUAAACGAAUAUAUAUUUUUCGAUUUAGUAUAUGUAGUCGCUCACUGUCGUGAAGUUUCUAUUGAUUCUUUGGCUUCAAUAAUGAAUCAAAAAAUGCAAACAGUGGAUUAAAGUGUAGUAUUUUAAAAUGUGUAGAAACAUAGAUGAAGCUGAAUCGUCUUCUAAUAUA